AAAUUAUGCACCUUAAUUCCUCAGACUCAAAAGAUUUCCUUCAUUUCCCAACACCAAGAAGAAAAAGAGGAAGUUGAAUACAAAGCAGAUGAAGUCAUUCUUGCCUCUAGCAACUCUUGUUUUCCUUCUCUUUCAUCCUUCACAGGCCAAUGAUCAAGACAACAACAUUGUUCAUGGGAGCUGCAAAAGAGCCGCUGAUGGUGAUCCAAACAUAAGCUACAAAUUCUGCGUUGCAUGUUUUGAGGCUGACACGAUGAGCCAACCCGCAAAUAUUGAAGAUCUCACUCUCAUGUCCCUCAACCUCACCAUCUCAAAUGCCACCAAGAUUAGUUCCCGCAUAUCUAAACUCCUCCAGAACAAGAGACUCGGACAUUUCGCUAGAGACUGCUUGACGACGUGCUUGAAGCUGUACUCAGAUGCGAAUUCUACAUUGAGAGGCGUCGUGGAUGAUUUCGGUUCAAGAGAUUAUGACACAGCUAAUGUGUAUAUAAGUGCAGCGUUGGAUGCUGCAGUCACUUGUGAAGAUGGGUUUAAAGAGAGGGAAGGUCUAGUGUCUCCUUUGACCAAAGAGAACGACAUGUUUGUCCAAAUGAAUGCGAUUUCCCUUGCUUUCAUCGAAAUGCUACGUUGAAAUUGAUCGACACUGGACGCAUUUUCUAGCUGGUGAUUAUGUGGGCUUGAGCUUGAUGAAGUUUGUGUACAGAACAAUUUCAGUGUGUUUCUUUGGAAAGAAUUUCAUACACUUAUAUUUAUAAUACCUUCGGAUGUACGACGAAUCCACUCCAAUUAUACUAAAUCAUCAAUACUUGA
Syzygium oleosum is the source of this 810-nucleotide messenger RNA. RefSeq names its product putative invertase inhibitor. Bases 89 to 631 code for a protein of 180 amino acids. The transcript has a single exon. The record is from RefSeq and is a predicted model, not a curated record. Lineage: Eukaryota; Viridiplantae; Streptophyta; Magnoliopsida; Myrtales; Myrtaceae. Gene Ontology annotation, molecular function: enzyme inhibitor activity.